Phaeodactylum tricornutum CCAP 1055/1 is the source of this 1511-nucleotide messenger RNA. RefSeq lists its product with no specific name. Gene Ontology annotation, cellular component: trans-Golgi network; clathrin adaptor complex; cytoplasmic vesicle. Gene Ontology annotation, biological process: protein targeting; Golgi to lysosome transport. The record is from RefSeq and is a predicted model, not a curated record. The coding region runs from base 1 to 1413 and encodes 470 amino acids. NCBI's taxonomy places the organism in Eukaryota, Bacillariophyta, Bacillariophyceae, Surirellales, Neidiaceae. The transcript is spliced from 3 exons.
AUGAUAAGCAAUUUUUUCGUCUUGUCACCGCGGGGCGACACGAUUCUCGCCAAACAGUAUCGGGUCGACAACCUCAAACAGAGCGCACACGAACGAUCGCACGUGGAAGCACUCUUUCGAAAAAUCAAAUUCUGGGACGACUUCGCGACGAGCGAAGCCGAAGAAGCGCAAGCGGAGAAAGCUCGGCAGGAUAACGGCAAAAUGGGCGACGCCCCGCCGGUAUUUCUCAUGCCCGAUGGAUUGACAUACUUUCACGUCAAGCGUAAUGGUCUGAUCUUUGGAGCGUCGACCGCGAGGAACGUUAGUCCAAAUACGGUAGUCGAGUUACUAUCAACGAUUGCUCGAAUAUUCAAGGACUACUGUGGACUCUUGUCGGAAGAAGCCUUGCGCAAGAAUUUUAUUUUAUGCUACGAGCUCCUCGACGAAAUGAUUGACUUUGGCUACCCCCAGGUCACGCGGACGGAAAAUCUCAAAAGUUUUGUUUAUAACGAACCCAUUGUGGUGGACCACGUCGCGAACACGGGCACCAUGAUCAACCCCAAGACAGCUUCCGCCAAUGCCGUACACAAACCCGUUAUUUCGUCGGUCCACGAAAACGGACGCAAGUCGGGCCUCAACAACAACCAAAAGAACGAAAUCUUUGUCGAUAUUCUCGAGCGUCUUAAUGUACUCUUCUCCAACAACGGCUACGUGCUCAACAGCACAAUCGACGGCUGCAUUCAGAUGAAAUCGUAUCUGGCAGGGAAUCCAGAACUACGGGUUGCGCUGAACGAAGACUUGUCCAUUGGAAAAGAUUCCCGGUACAAUGGUGUUGCGGUUGACGACAUGAAUUUCAACGACUGUGUUAAUCUUUCCGAGUUUGAUUCCUCGCGAACAAUAUCAUUCAUCCCGCCCGAUGGCGAAUUUAUCGUGCUCAAUUACCGCAUUACCGGAGAAUUCAAUACUCCAUUUCGUAUUUUUCCGUCGAUUGAAGAAACCGAACCCAACAAAAUUGAGAUUGUUGUUCUCAUUCGCGCCGAAAUGCCGAACAAUCAUUUUGGAGCAAACGUGUCGGUCGAAAUUCCCGUCCCCCACUGUACUACGUCCGCCUCAUGUAGUCUUGUUUCGGCACCGGGCACCGGACAUGCGCACGCCGAGCUAGUGGCCACUGAAGGCAAGAUUGUGUGGACCAUGAAGAAGUUUCCUGGCGGCGGAGAACAAACGAUGCGGGCCAAAGUGUCGCUCAGCAAGCCCUGUACCACGGCGAUCCGGAGAGAAAUCGGACCUAUCAAUAUGUGCUUUGAGAUUCCCAUGUACAACGUUUCUAAUUUGCAAGUGCGCUAUUUGCGAGUAGCAGAAAACAUGGUCGGCUACACACCGUACCGUUGGGUUCGCUACGUAACGCAGUCCAGUUCCUACGUUUGCCGAGUGUAAUACGCUCGCAAAGCGUCAGGUGGGGUUAGUCUGGGAUCGAGAAAGAGCAGUAACUAGUAUCGAAACACGACUAAGCUAGAUUCCGAAUUACACUCUUG